AAGAAAUUAAGAAAAGAAAAGGAAAAAAGAAGGAAAGAGAGAGAGAGAGAGAGAGAGGAUAAUGCUGGCGAGGGAAUCGAGUUCGAACUUCGACCUUCCCGAGGAAGUGCUGCAAGUUCUGCCGCCCGAUCCUUUCGAGCAGCUCGAUGUGGCUCGCAAGAUCACCUCCCUCGCCCUCUCGAUACGUGUCUCCGCCCUCGAGUCCGACUGCGACGCCCUCCGCUCCCAGCUCGCCGACAAGGACCUCCUCAUCGCCGACCUCCGCUCCCAGCUCCACUCCCUCGACUCCUCCCUCUCCGACACCGCCGACAAGCUCGCCCUCGCCGAGCAACAAAAGGAGGAGUUGGUGAAGGAGAAGAACUACCUGUCCAACACUGUGAGGAAGCUCAACAGAGAUGUCUCCAAGCUGGAGGUGUUCAGGAAGACGCUGAUGCGUUCGCUGCAGGAGGAGGACGACACCGGAGCUGCUGCUUCCGAAGUGGUUGCUAAGCCGACGGAGCUAUCCGAUGAUAGCUUAUCUUCUGCACCUCCAGAGCAUGAUGCUACAUUACCACCGCCUUCGAGGACAUCUUCAAUCCAGAGCCAGGUCUCUGAAACCGGAAGCACAUAUACUGAUGAUCGUGACACAAAUGCCACGAGGGCUCCUCGCAUAUCUCCGGGGCUCCUGUUAGCGUCACAAACUAGCACACCGCGGCUUACUCCUCCUGGUUCUCCUCCUGUCUAUUCUGCAUCCACAUCCCCAACGAGGACUUCAAAGCCUGUGUCCCCAAGGCGGCAUUCCAUUUCAUUUGCUACCUCAAGAGGCAUGUUUGAUGAUAGAUCUUCAGCACCAUCAAGCCAUCACGGUUCAAUGUCAGGCUCUGAAUAUGGAAGGACUCGAGUGGAUGGGAAAGAAUUUUUCCGCCAAGUCAGGAGUCGUUUGUCUUAUGAGCAGUUUGGUGCAUUUCUGGCAAAUGUUAAAGAACUAAAUGCCCACAAGCAAACAAAAGAGGAGACUCUGCAUAAAGCUGAUGAGAUAUUUGGCCCAGAUAAUAAGGAUCUAUAUGCCAUAUUUGAAGGAUUGAUCAGUCGCAAUAUCCAUUGAAUUUUCUUGGCAAUUGAAGUCUGUAAGCUGUCAGUUUCACCAUUUCCAUCUGUUUUUGAUGUAUAUUAAUCACAAGUCUCUACAAAAACCAAUUCUUUGAACUCCUUUAACCGUAUGAUCAAGUAGUAACUUUGCGAGAAUGAUGGCAAAUGACUUGUUCUAACUUCUUAAGGCUUGUGAAUGGAGGCUAG
This is a messenger RNA of Fragaria vesca subsp. vesca, 1275 nucleotides long. RefSeq lists its product as uncharacterized. The transcript is spliced from 8 exons. Lineage: Eukaryota; Viridiplantae; Streptophyta; Magnoliopsida; Rosales; Rosaceae. Bases 62 to 1084 code for a protein of 340 amino acids. The record is from RefSeq and is a predicted model, not a curated record.